GCAGUAUUUUCCUACCACGUCCCCCCUUGCUUACUCGAGUACAUCCGAGUACUGAUGCAAUUUUGGACAACACCGUCCUUCUCAUGACCAAGUACUCUAUAGAAUGGUCAUGAUACUAUCCCACUGUCCCUAAAAUCAAUCCAUCCCGUCAUGGGACUUGUACGGCAACUUGCAAUUGGAGUUCUGCUCAUCGCAAUUCUUGUAUUUUCGGCCUUCUUUGGUAGACUGCCUGCAUUGAGGUAACACUUUAGUCCCGAGCUCUGAACCCGUUGAUUUUGUUGAUACUCAUUUCUUCAAGGAAUACACCUGUUGGUACCUGUUACCGCAUAAUUGUGAGUGUCUUUCCGAUAUCACCCUUACGGGUAGUUUUUAUACGACUGCAUAAUAGAUACUCUUAUGAACACAUUUCAAAUCCCCUUGCCACCUACCUAACCAUCAUGCUCCUGCAUAAUUUCUGAUUCCAAUUAUGAUGGUUUAUAGUGGAUUCAGAUACCGAAUGGCUUCGGCAGGGUCGAUCAGCUUUUGACCGGGGGACGUAUAAGCCUUUGGACUUCGAAAGUUGCUCACCAUCUUUGGAAUGAUCGACAUCCUCUUGUUAUGGUAUGCUAUAAUACCCCCUUCUUCCUUCAAAUUUGGUGGUCAAUUCUGCUCCUACCAUACGACUCCUCAGUAUAACUGAUAGACCAUAGAUAUUUUUUAUAUUGCUUCUCUCAGUCUGCGAGAUUCUCUUUCUCCCACCAGCAUGGAAGCUUCUGAGCAACACUCGAAAGUUCAUCGGAGCUAUUCUCGUAAUCCUUCCUUACGUUUUACUCUACGCAUCAGCGGCAAGUGAUCCUGGCUACCUUACACCAGCGAAUCACAGCCAUGAAAUGUCACUUUAUCCCUACGACUUUACGAUAUUCGAUCCUGGCAAUACCUGCCACACGUGUCGCCUCCUCAAACCAGCUCGUUCAAAGCACUGCUCAAUUUGCAAACAUUGCAUCUCAAGAAUGGAUCACCAUUGUAUAUUCAUCAACAACUGUGUUGGCUACAACAACAUACACUGGUUUCUCCUGCUCCUCUUCUUCACUGCCACCCUGAUUUCCUAUGCAACCUAUGUUGGGUUCUCACUGCUCGACGCUGAGAUCUUGGCAAAUCUCUCAUCCUGGACGAUAUACGGGAAAGGUUUUACCUGGUCUGAGUACUUCACCAUCUGGGCUUGGGCAUUACAAGAAUAUACCCGAAUCGGCAUAGUAACCCUGAUGUGUUUCCUCACUGGACCGCUCAUUUGGAUACUACUCGGCUACCACAUUUACUUGAUCUGGGCAGGCACCACAACCAAUGAAUCGAUGAAAUGGUCAGACUUGAAUGACGACAUGGCCGAUGGGUUUGCUUUCAAACGCUCGAUUCACAUGGCCCGCCAAAAAGAUCCUUGCGUUGAAUCGAUGCACACGACCUGGCCAGCUGAAAGUCAACAAAUUGUGGUUAGGACUAGGGAUGGAUUGCCGCCCAAAACCUCGAAGCAGCUUGUUGGGACUGGGGAGUGGGAGAGGGUGUGGCGGUUAGCGGAUGUGGAGAACUUGUAUGACUUGGGCUUCUGGGAUAACUUGAAGGACGUGUUUUGGAAAAGGCGCUGAACAUGGCUUUAGAAGCAUGUAUAACCAGUUUACAUCGACUCUUUUUUUGGAAGUUUUAACUUAUAAUUGAUACGUUAUCA
Molecule: messenger RNA, 1696 nt
Organism: Hymenoscyphus albidus
Lineage: Eukaryota; Fungi; Ascomycota; Leotiomycetes; Helotiales; Helotiaceae
Source: the annotation of a GenBank genome assembly